AUGGGCAGGGCAUCGGUGGGGUUGGCAGUGGAAUUUCCCUGCUUGGAAGAAGAGGGCCGCCAGCAGCUCUUGCAAGUGCUGGGCCGCCUGGAAGACGAGGCCGAGAGAGAGCAGGAGGCCUUGCGGCUACGGAUCGACGCGGAGCGGUCGGAGGUGAAGGCCACCAUGACCUUCAGCCGCGCCUCGGCGAUAAAGUCGGUCGAGCAGCAGAUGGAGCUCUCCAAGGCCCGCGAAGCCGAAGGGGCUUGGCUGCGGGCUCAGCAAGAAUCGGCAGCUUCUGCGGCCAAGGCGCCGAGCCCGUCCGGCCUGUCGCUAACCCUACCGGAGCCGGAGCCGACGAGGGAAGACUUAGUGGGUGACGGUGGUCGUCUCCUCCGUGAGGAGAACAGGCGGCUGGCCCAAGAAAACGAACGGCUGGUCGAGGAGGCGUUUUUGCUCCGCUCAGAGGCCGAGGAGGCCAAGCGGCUGGCGGGAGAGCUGUCGGCGCUGCGCGCAAAGGAGGACGUGGGAAGCACGGCUGCAGAAGCGUGCUCUCUGCGCGGAGACAUGUCGGUGGCGGGGGCAAGUGGUGGCGGUGGGUGUACUAGUGAGCCAUGCGUUGGUGCUGCCAGAGCCGUAGCCGGCGGCGUCCCCGCGAGCCCAGCCGAGGGGCAACGGCCGGCCACGGAAGUCAGCGGGGUCAUGCUUCCGAGCGAGGUACGGGAUUCGGGAUCGAACGGUGUUGUGGGUGCUGCUGCUGUUGGGGCGGUGCAAGAACCUCCUGCCUCCGCGAACUGUGGGCUGGCGGCGGCGAGUGCCGGGCGUCUGGGGUUGAUGUCGAUCGAGCCAGGGCCGUCGCCGGCGUGGCCGAGGCGAUCGAGCGCGACGGGCGGCAGCGCCCUCUCCGACAACAUCGUGAGCGUCAGCAACAGCAGCAGCAACAACAGCAGAGGAGAAAGGGACAGCCGAAGCGAGGGGGGCGAGAGGCAGUGGGAGGAGGAGGAGGAGGAGGAUGACGAGGAGGAGAAAGAAAGUAGAAGGAAGGGCGAGCUCCAACGCGCGAUCGAAGAGGAGGCCGAGCGAGUGUAUCUGGAGCUUCGCGCGAACCCUCCGCCGGCGAUAAGGGCGCUGCUUGAGGCGAGGGGCGAGAUGGACAAGCUUGUGGCUGAGGCAAGGUCGACGCUGGAGGGCCUGAAGCCGCCGCCGCGGCCGCCGGCGGCGGAGCAAGUGAAGCCCCCCGUGCGUUUGCCUGAGACACAGCGGUCCAGGUCGGCUACACCGCCUCUCGUUGAUGCCGCCGUGAACGCCCGAUAG
Ectocarpus siliculosus is the source of this 1293-nucleotide messenger RNA. Lineage: Eukaryota; Phaeophyceae; Ectocarpales; Ectocarpaceae. The record is from the annotation of a GenBank genome assembly.